Messenger RNA from Dromiciops gliroides (monito del monte), 3818 nucleotides. RefSeq names its product nardilysin convertase (gene NRDC). Gene Ontology annotation, biological process: proteolysis. The record is from RefSeq and is a predicted model, not a curated record. Gene Ontology annotation, molecular function: metal ion binding; metalloendopeptidase activity. Lineage: Eukaryota; Metazoa; Chordata; Mammalia; Microbiotheria; Microbiotheriidae.
GGGGGAGGGGGUUCCGGCCUGUCGGUCCAGCGGCGGCAGCACCAGCUCCGGCCGCCGCCGCGUCCGCCGCGUUCCGAGCCACCGCGGGCCAUCAGGAGCAGCGGAAGCGGAGGCGGGCCUUGCGGGCGGGGGAUGUCCGAGGCGCGCUCCCCGGUGGAUGCUGAGGAGAGCCGCCGUCGCCGCCUGGAGGACGUGGUGCCGUGAGGCCGGGCCGCCUUCGCCGCCGCCGCCCGGCGCCCCGAGAAGCGGGAGCCGGAGGCCGGGGCCCGCCGGACCCCGAGCCAGCCAGAGCCGCGCCGCCGCCGCCGCCGCCGCCGCUGCUCCGGGCCCCUGCGCCAGUCCCGCCGCCGGUCUUACUAUGCCGGGCAGGAACAAGGCCAAGUACACCUGCAGCUGCCCGGACCUGCAGCCCGGCGCACAGGAGGCAGGCGAGAGCGGCCGGGCUGCCCGCCUGGCAGCAGACGAGUCCGAGGAGGAGGGGGGAGGCCGCCGGGGAGGUCCGCUCAGCAACGUUGGGGACCCUGCCAUCGUCAAGUCUCCCAGCGACCCCAAGCAGUACCGGUACAUCAAAUUACGGAACGGCUUGCAGGCACUUUUGAUUUCAGACCUAAGCAAUACAGAAAACAAAUCUGGGGGGGCGACAGAUGAGGAGGAAGAGGAGGAAGACAACGAUGAUGAUGAUGACGAAGAUUCAGGAGCUGAAAUAGAAGAUGAUGAUGAAGAAGGGCUUGACGAUGAAGAUGACUUUGAUGAUGAAGAUGAACACGAUGACGAUGAUCUUGACACUGAAGAUAAUGAAUUGGAAGAAUUAGAUGAAAGGGCAGAAGGAAAGAAGAAAACUACAGAAAAGCAGUCCGCCUUCUUUCCUUUUCUGUGUGUUUCUGCUUCUUUCCAUAGGUUGGCACCUGUUCAGAAAUUGCCAGUAAGCCGAGAGGAGGAGCAGCAGGGUGAAACUGACACAAUUCUGUCCGCGGCUGCGCUUUGUGUUGGAGUUGGAAGUUUUGCUGAUCCGGAUGACCUCCCUGGGCUGGCACACUUUUUGGAACACAUGGUUUUCAUGGGCAGCCUGAAGUAUCCGGACGAGAAUGGGUUUGAUGCUUUCCUGAAGAAGCAUGGGGGCAGUGACAAUGCCUCAACAGACUGUGAACGCACGGUCUUCCAGUUUGAUGUCCAGAGGAAAUACUUCAAGGAGGCUCUUGAUAGGUGGGCGCAGUUCUUCAUUCAUCCCCUGAUGAUUAGAGAUGCCAUUGACCGUGAAGUGGAAGCUGUUGAUAGUGAAUAUCAACUUGCAAGACCUUCCGAUGCAAACAGAAAGGAAAUGCUGUUUGGAAGCCUUGCCAGACCUGGGCAUCCCAUGGGGAAAUUCUUUUGGGGGAAUGCGGAGACCCUCAAACAUGAGCCAAAAAGGAACAACAUUGACACCCAUGGCAGACUCCGGGAGUUCUGGCUGCACUAUUACUCUGCGCAUUACAUGACCCUGGUGGUGCAGUCAAAAGAAACACUUGAUACCUUGGAAAAGUGGGUGACUGAAAUCUUCUCUAACAUCCCAAACAAUGGGUUGCCUAAACCAAAUUUUGGCCAUUUAACGGAUCCGUUUGACACGCCAGCAUUUAACAAACUGUACAGAGUGGUUCCUAUCAGGAAGGUGCAUGCCUUGACCAUCACGUGGGCUCUUCCUCCCCAGCAACAGCAUUACAGAGUGAAGCCGCUUCAUUACAUCUCCUGGCUAGUGGGACAUGAAGGCAGAGGCAGCAUCCUGUCCUUUCUUAGAAAGAAGUGCUGGGCUCUGGCGUUAUUUGGUGGGAAUGGUGAGACAGGAUUUGAGCAAAAUUCCACAUAUUCAGUGUUUAGUAUUUCUAUUACCUUGACUGAUGAAGGUUAUGAACACUUCAAUGAGGUUGCUCAUACUGUGUUCCAGUAUUUAAAAAUGCUUCAGCAGCUAGGACCUGAUAAAAGAAUUUUUGAAGAGAUUCAGAAAAUUGAGGAUAAUGAAUUUCAUUACCAAGAACAGACAGAUCCAGUUGAGUAUGUGGAAAACAUGUGUGAGAACAUGCAGCUGUACCCCCUGCAGGACUUCCUCACUGGUGACCAGCUACUGUUUGAAUAUAAGCCAGAGAUUAUUACCGAUGCCCUUAAUCAGCUAAUCCCACAAAAAGCCAACCUCGUCCUACUGUCUGCUGCUAAUGAGGGAAGAUGUGACCUCAGGGAGAAGUGGUUUGGGACUCACUAUAGCAUAGAAGAUAUUGAAAAAACAUGGGCUGACCUGUGGAACAGUGACUUUGAAUUAAAUCCAGAUCUGCAUCUUCCUGCUGAAAAUAAAUAUAUAGCCACGGACUUUGCGCUGAAACCUUUUGAUUGCCCUGAAACGGAAUAUCCCGUCAAGAUUGUGAACACUGCUCAAGGAUGCCUGUGGUACAAGAAAGACAACAAAUUCAAAAUCCCCAAAGCCUACAUCCGCUUCCACCUCAUCUCACCCUUGAUCCAGAGGUCUGCUUCCAACGUGGUGCUUUUUGACAUCUUCGUGAACAUCCUCACCCACAACCUGGCUGAGCCCGCCUACGAAGCAGAUGUGGCCCAACUGGAGUAUAAGCUGGUGGCCGGAGAGCACGGCUUGAUCGUUAGAGUGAAAGGGUUUAACCACAAGCUACCUCUGCUGUUUCAGCUCAUCAUUGACUACUUAGCUGACUUCGAUUCUACGCCUGCUGUCUUUGGGAUGAUAACAGAGCAGCUGAAGAAGACUUACUUCAACAUCCUGAUUAAGCCCGAGACGCUGGCCAAAGACGUGCGACUUUUGAUCUUGGAGUACUCUCGGUGGUCCAUGAUUGACAAGUACCAAGCCCUGCUUCAGGGCUUCACCAUAGAGGCCCUGCUCAACUUUGUGAAGGAGUUCAAAUCCCAGCUCUUUGUGGAGGGCUUGGUGCAAGGGAACUUCACAAGCAAAGAGUCUAUGGACUUCCUGAAGUAUGUGGUUGACAAGCUGGAUUUCAAGCCCCUGGAGAAGGAGAUUCCCGUUCAGUUCCGAGUGGUUGAGCUGCCUGGCGCCCACCACCUGUGUAAAGUGAAGGCCCUUAACAAAGGAGAUGCCAACUCAGAAGUCACUGUUUACUAUCAGUCAGGUGCCCGGAGCCUGAAGGAGUACACCCUCAUGGAGCUGCUUGUGAUGCACAUGGAAGAGCCUUGUUUUGACUUUCUUCGAACCAAGCAGACUCUUGGGUAUCACGUCUACCCAACCUGCAGGAAUACAUCAGGGAUUCUGGGCUUCUCUGUCACUGUAGGGACUCAGGCCACCAAGUUCAACUCUGAAAUUGUUGAUAAGAAAAUAGAGGAAUUUCUUUCUUCCUUUGAAGAAAGGAUGGAGAACUUGACAGAAGAUGCUUUUCAUACUCAGGUUGUAGCUCUGAUCAAGCUGAAGGAGUGUGAGGACACACACCUCGGAGAGGAGGUAGAUCGAAACUGGAAUGAGGUGGCAACUCAGCAGUAUCUCUUUGACCGCCUGGCCCACGAGAUUCAAGCUCUCAAGUCUUUCUCCAAAGCAGACCUGGUGAACUGGUUCAAGUCUCAUAGAGGAAAUGGCAGCAAAAUAGUCAGUGUGCAUGUUGUUGGCUAUGGCAAAUAUGAGACAGAAGAUGAUGGCUCUGCUACCUGUGAUUCUUCCAACUCUUCCUUUGAUGAAGUGGCUCAGCUGACCUAUUUGCCGACCUCUCCUCUGCUGGCAGAUUCCACCAUCCCCAUUACUGAUAUCAGGGCUUUCACAUCAACUCUUAACCUUCUCCCCUACCAUAAAAUAGUCAAAUAAACUGCAGUCUCUUUGGCCUGAA